Tribolium madens (black flour beetle) is the source of this 4400-nucleotide messenger RNA. RefSeq names its product NAD(+) hydrolase sarm1 (gene Sarm). Bases 308 to 3445 code for a protein of 1045 amino acids. Gene Ontology annotation, cellular component: dendrite. The record is from RefSeq and is a predicted model, not a curated record. The transcript has 9 exons. NCBI's taxonomy places the organism in Eukaryota, Metazoa, Arthropoda, Insecta, Coleoptera, Tenebrionidae. Gene Ontology annotation, molecular function: protein binding; signaling adaptor activity; NAD+ nucleosidase activity. Gene Ontology annotation, biological process: signal transduction; negative regulation of MyD88-independent toll-like receptor signaling pathway; response to axon injury.
UGUUAUUGAGAACGUGUGCACCUCGCUGCUAAAAUUGUAAACAAAAUGACCCAAAAGCACCAUCAAAAUCCAUAACUAAAGAAUAAUAUACGAUAAUAAAAAAAUCUAACACACUCGUCUCAUUAUUCCUAUUAAAACUUCCUCCAAAGCUCUCUAACAUUAUUUUUCUUGGCCUUGCUUGGAUUUUCCUUUUCUACUUGGGUUAUUUAUAAGUUUUGGUGUGGAGAAAAAACUAAUUAAGCCAAUUACAUAAUAACACACCUAACAGUGCACGUCUGCUACCCAAACCAUUACCAUAAAUAAAACAAUGGACGGAAAAAUUGUCCCCGAAAGACACAAGCGCAAACAAAAGAAUCCCGAUUUGAAACUCAAGAUGGCGACCGAUUUGUCCGUCGACAAUGCAAACGGCAACGAUCAUCAUCCCACGAUGAUGAACUUAACGAUCCCAAUCCCAAGGUCUGCAGUGACCACAUCCUCACAGUUGCAGACCAAUUCGCAAACCAGUACGACAACGACACGCGUCACCUCAAGCUCCACGAGUACGCAACGACGCCAUGUGACGUCCUCCGACCUGAAGGCAUCUAACAUGAAAUCUGAUCUCAUCGAAAUGAAAAAUAAUUUGAACGACAUGAAGAGCAGCAUAUCGAAUCUGAACAAGUUGAGGAGCUCCUUGGAGAAUCUCGACGCCGACGACGACGACAUGGACGAGAUUUCACAGCCGCUGGUCACCUUCCCCGACGACACGCCAGUGCCCUCCGAAGUCGGGUCCCCCACGCACGCCCUCGACACCGUCAAGUUCGAGCAGAAGACCAUGAACAACUUCAAAAAGACCAAGGUUGUGAAAGACGGUAUUAGCGCCGAGAAGGAGAGUGCAAAAUGCGCCGAAAUGAAGAAAAUCCAGGCUGGAGACGUGUCCUACGAGGAGAACAGCGCCGCGGCGUCGUCGAGGGCCCGUCUGGAGAUCGACGGAAUCUCCGCCGAGAAAAGUCAAAUGAAAGCAAAGGAGACACGCUCACUCAAAGCUGGAGAUCUCAGCCAACAAGAGUCGAAAAAUAUGGCCCAAACGAAUAUGAAAGUCGUCACUGAUAAAUUCCACACCGAACAAACAGCGAUGGAAAGUAAGCAACAACAACAAACAGUUACGUCUAGUGGUGUUUACAAUUCGGAAGAACACACUUCAUCUAGUCACUCCUUGUACAAGAGUAGCACCAAAGGAAUCAGCUCAGGGGCUGUGUUAAUGCGCCAGUUCUGUUCCCUGACCGGCAACAAAGAAGAAGAGAUCCUCAACAUGACCUGCGAAGACCUCGAACAGCUCUCCACCACGUCCAACCCGCAAGAAGUGGAGCGCGCCAUCCACAAGUACUCCUCAUACCUCGAUCAGUCAAUUAAAUGCCUCCAGAAGACCGACCAACCGAAGAACGCCCCUCUAAUCCUCGAUAAAAUCAACGACGUGAUGCAGAAGGCCUGGGCUGUGCCCACUCACGGCCACGAACUGGGCUAUUCCCUCUGCAACGCUUUACGCAACUGCGGCGGUUUGGACCUCCUCAUGACCAACUGCACCAAAACCGACAAGAAGUUGCAAUUCGCUAGUGCGCGACUCCUCGAGCAAUGCCUCACGACCGAGAACAGGGCCCAUGUGGUGGAGCACGGCCUCGACAAAGUGGUCAACAUCGCGUGUGCAUGCACCAAGAACGCCAACUCGGUGGACCACUCCCGCGUCGGGACCGGCAUCCUGGAGCACUUGUUCAAGCACAGCGAGGAGACCUGCAGCGACGUGGUGCGGCUGGGGGGCCUCGACGCCCUCCUCUUCGAAUGCAGAAAGAGCGACGUGGAGACGCUGAGACACUGCGCCGGGGCUUUGGCCAACUUGAGUCUCUACGGCGGGGCCGAGAACCAGGAAGCCAUGAUCAACAGGAAGGUGCCCAUGUGGCUGUUCCCCCUCGCCUUCCACCACGACGACAACAUCAAGUACUACGCCUGUUUGGCGAUUACUGUCUUGGUGGCCAACGCGGAGAUCGAGGCCCAGGUGCUCCAAUCGGGCACUUUGGGGCUCGUGGAGCCCUUCGUCACCUCGCACAACCCCUCGGAGUUCGCCAAGUCGAAUCUGGCUCACGCUCAUGGCCAGAGCAAGACUUGGCUCAAGCAUCUGGUGCCGGUCUUGAGCUCGAAGCGGGAGGAGGCGAGGAAUCUGGCCGCGUUCCAUUUCUGCAUGGAAGCGGGGAUCAAGGCCCAACAGGGGAAUACGAAUAUUUUUGCCGAGAUUGGGGCCAUUGAGUCGUUGAAGAAAGUGGCGAGUUGUCCCAAUGCCGUGGCGUCCAAGUACGCGGCGCAGGCCUUGAGACUCAUUGGGGAGGAAGUGCCCCACAAGCUGAGUCAGCAGGUGCCGCUGUGGUCGGCCGAGGACGUGGAGGAGUGGGUCAAACAGAUCGGGUUUGCCCAAUACGCGCCCAGUUUUGUCGAAAGUCGCGUCGAUGGGGACCUUUUGCUCCAGUUAACGGAGGAGAAUUUACGGGAAGAUAUCGGGCUAACGAACGGAAUUAAACGAAAACGAUUCACGAGAGAGCUUCAAAAAUUGAAAAAAAUGGCUGAUUACACUUCUCGGGACACAGCGAAUAUCAACACGUUUUUGCAAACGUUGGGACCGGAGUUCAGUAUCUACACUUAUAGUUUGUUAAAUGCUGGAGUUGAGACCAAAGAAGCUUUAAGGAAUAUUUCCGAAGACCAAUUAUUGAACGAAUGUACAAUUACGAAUUCGAUUCACCGAUUCCGGAUCAUGGAAGGAAUUAGACAACUCGAAAAUGGACUUGCAAAUUUGAACGAAGACAAUUUGGACAAAUCCUUGGACGUAUUUGUCAGUUAUCGAAGAUCAAAUGGAUCUCAGUUAGCUAGUUUAUUAAAAGUACAUUUACAAUUAAGAGGCUUCAGUGUCUUUAUCGAUGUCGAACGUUUAGAAGCCGGAAAAUUCGACAAUAACUUGUUACAAAGUAUCCAAAAAGCGAAGCACUUCUUACUGGUUCUCACACCAAAUGCUCUUGAGAGGUGUAGAGGGGACAAUGAACGGAAAGACUGGGUGCAUAGAGAGAUUGUGGCAGCUUUGCAAGCUCAGUGCAACAUUAUUCCCAUCAUCGAUAACUUCCAGUGGCCGGAAGCGGACGAAUUACCAGAAGACAUGAGACAAGUGUGUCAUUUUAACGGAGUUCGGUGGAUUCACGAUUACCAGGACGCUUGCGUGGACAAAUUAGAAAGGUUCAUGCGCGGGGAGCUGAGCACGCGGUGCACGGAGGGCGUGAAGUUCGGCAAGGGCGACAACACGCCGGGGACCCCCGCAAACCCGGCCCUCGCUCGACAGCCCCCAAGCUACCAGCGAAUGCACAGCAACGACUCCGGCAGUGGCAAAAGCUCCGACAAGGACGUGAACGGCAACACGGGACUCUCUAGAGACUGACUAGAUGGUCCCCUCGCCUCGGGCCCCCCAACUCCGUUGCCUAGUUCUUAUUUGCAGGUUCUAUAAAACUGCUAGUCCGGCGCGGAACUGGAUAAUGAAUACGAGUCGACAUCCGCGGGGCUUGCCCCCGCAGCAUCCCUACCAUCGCCGGGGUUCGAACAGCCCCUCCGUGGGGGCUGGGAAGCCCCCGACGCCGAACAGAUCUCGCAGUCUGGACGGGCUUCUCGACUCAGAACCGACUUGUGCAGCUUCAGAUGCAACUAUUGAACCCACUCCGUCCCAAAACACGAAAAGUUGUGACGAUUUAGAUAAAGAUUUCGACGAGCAGACUGAAGACGCUAACUUAAGUGCAAAUAACUUGGACGUCGAUAAAGUUUCGAUACAGAGCGGUUCAAGUGAUUCGAAACGAAAACGAAAUUUCAUGGACCGAUGUGUCAGUAAAGUGAGAUCUCUUAUUAAAAAGUAAUUUACUGACGUGUAAACUAUUUUAGUGAAUUUUCAUACAUAUGAUGGCAAAGUGAUAUAAUUUUAUUUAUUAUUGUAUUUGUUAUUUAUAAGUGGUGGAUUCAUAAUCCAUCAACACGGUUUUAAUGUGUAAAGAAUUGCUUAUACAAAGCAAUUUUUUUAUUUUUUUAAUAUGGCAACUAAAUUACUUAGUACAAAAUUGUGCUUUUAUAUGAAAUGUGAUUAUCAUGCAGCCUUUCAAAGUCGCUCUGACUUAUUUUUCGACGUUUUUUUAGCACUAAGGAGUACAUUAAAAUAAUGUAUGUAAUGUUUUAAUAUGUACAGUUUAUUGUACCAAGCUUGCCUCAAUUAGCAGUAUUGGUAAAAGUUUUGACAAUGCAUCAUUGCCUUAUUGUUCGAAAAUAUUCUUAUGCGGAAUUAACACAUUUUACUAGUAUUGUAAUUAUGUUGUUUUUUAUGUUAAAUUUAAAAAUAUAUUUUAUUAAGACAC